GGCUUCUACCCCGCCCUGCCGUUUUACAUUCGACUGGGAGGAGUGGAUACGCACUGGCAGACAGACACCGACAGGAUGUGGUUAUAGACGCGCACUCAGCCGACGUUAAAACGUAAGAGUAAACUGAGUUUUAUAAUAGCAAGACAAAAGUUUAACGUUAAUCGCGUCGAAUCCGGUAUCUGCCGCAGACAGUCGGAAAGGUGAAGAGUGUUUGUUCCUGUUUUAACUUUCUUGUUGUGUGUGUGCGCGCAGCGUGCGGAUCUGGGUUUCCUACCCACCUUGUUCCUGUUUCCGUGACUCGCUCUACCAGUGUGUCAGAAUGGGCUAAAAACGGUUGCUAAUACCUGAGCACCAUACACCUGGACCCUCCACAGUCUCAUCUGUGCACAGGUGGUGACGGCUUCGGCACCAUGCAAGGGCCUCGGAGAAAAGUGAAGGUCAUGCUGAUGAUGACAAUGGUGUUUAUAUUCAUAGUCGUGGAGGUCUCUCGUAAUGUUGGGAAAGGUGAUGACAACAAGAGUAAAGUGCUGAUUCCCUCAAAGCGUUUCUGGGCCAAAGAUGUUCCCAGUAACGCCUACUGGAAUCUCCAGCAACAACAGCUCGACUACAUCAACAACCACAAUCUAGAAAAUCUCAACUUUACUAUUGAGGACGUUCCAAACUGGCUCAACAACACCGUCACUCAGGACUCCUGUGAGCCAGAUUUAAGGGUGACCACUCAAGUUAAGAAUUACAAUUCUCUUCCGGAUCGCUUUAAGGACUUAUUGCUGUAUAUGCGUUGUAGGUCGUAUCCCAUCGUGGUGGACCAGCCAGACAUAUGCAAAGACCAACCGUUCCUCCUCCUAGCUAUUAAAUCUUUAGUCCCUCACUUCGAUCGGCGUCAGGCAAUCCGUGAGUCGUGGGGAAGAGCUGGUCGUCUGGCAAACAGGACGGUUGUUACAGUGUUUCUUCUUGGUAACGCAGCCAUGGAGGACCAUUUUCCUGAUCUAUCCAAGAUGCUUGAGCAUGAAAGCUCCAUGCAUCGAGACAUUCUUCAGUGGGACUAUAGGGACACGUUCUUUAACCUCACCAUCAAGGAGGUGCUUUUCCUGGAAUGGCUGACUACUCGCUGUUCUGGAGCUAGUUACGUCUUCAAGGGCGAUGACGAUGUUUUUGUUAACACCAUUCGCAUCAUAGAAUUCCUCAGCAAUCUGUCGGAUGCCAAAGCUAAGGAACUCUUUGUAGGGGAUGUGAUUACCAACGCCGGUCCACACAGAGACAAAAAAGUCAAAUAUUUUAUCCCAGAGAGCGUUUUUGUAGGGGCGUACCCUGCGUACGCAGGGGGGGGCGGUUACCUGUUCUCGGGACAGCUGGCCAAGAAACUUCACGAUGUCACGAGACGGGUGCCUCUCUACCCUAUUGAUGAUGUCUACACAGGUAUGUGCCUUAGGAAGUUAGGCCUUGCUCCCGAGAAGCACAAAGGCUUCAGAACUUUUGAUAUCGAGGUGAAGUACCGUGAUAAUGCCUGUGCCUACAACGGCUUGAUGCUGGUCCACCCGAGAAGCCCACAAUAUAUGAUCAAAAUCUGGACUUGGCUAAAUGACCCGGCCUUGAACUGUCAGUAAACUCAGGGUUGCUCAUCUAUAGGUUUUGGCAGCUUAAAUAUUUUGUUGUGAUGUUUAUUAUUGACAUGUACCUGUAAACUGUAGAAUCUCCAUGCAUUUGCACUGCAAAGGUCAGGAAAAACAGAGCUGUUUCGAUAUGGAUGUAUAUAUCUUAAAUGUGGGUCAAAAUGACUGUAUGUAAUGAAAGUAUUGUAAUGAUAUUCCGUUGGUAAUGUUACAAGUAUUUAAACAGUGCUGUGUUGACUGACAACACUGGUUGAUAGGCCAGAGGUGCUGGAGAAAAUGGGAUUAUGGGCAGUUCAGCUGGUCUGAACAUGGCACAGUGUCAGUACACAGCUCAUUUAUUAAUGAUCCUUUGUUUUUCAUUUUAAAAUUGUUUUUGUCUUUAGGCACCUUGACAUUACGAUGAUGUGAAUUAAGACUUGAUAAAUACUGUUACUCUGUUAUUUUUGUUUUGCUACAAUGAAUGAAGAGUUUGUUAAAAUGUGAUUGUAAUUUUUACUCAUGCUUAAUAAAGGAUAGUUUACCCAAAAAUGAAAAUUCUAUCAUUACUCACCCUCAUGCCAUUUAAACCUGUCUAUAGACACAAAACCAAUGCAAGUCAAUGGGGCCCAACAGUGUUCUGUUACCGUUAUUCUUCAAAAUAUCUUUGUGUUCUGCAGUAGAAAGAAAGCCAUACAGGUUUGAAAUAUCACGAGGGCGAGUAAAUAAUGACAUAACUUUCAUUUUUGGGUGAACUAUCCCUUUAACCAUAUGUUUUAAGGCAUCUGCACUGUAAAAAUGAAAAGCCCUCAAGGUACCAUUUGAGGUUCCUUUAAGAACGUCAAGGUUUACCUUUUAGGAAUCUCAACCAUCCUAUUCAUGUACCAAGUGAUCUUUUUUAGUUUAAGUCUGAAGACUGUAAGUGCUUCCUCCAGUUACCCCAUCAUGGGUUUUGAGGCAUUUAAAAUGUAUUGUGAAGUACUUUGUAAUGUGUUUAGAGGAUCUUUAAUGGUUUUGCAUGGUGCCUUGAGAAUUUGUUCGUUUUUUCAGUGCGUGCUUUGAAGCUCGUUCCAAAAUGUUCUUUUGCAAAAUCAGACAAUCAGUUGCAGGUUGUGAUCCUAUUAUUGUAAUAUACUGUAGCAGAUUAGCCAAGGCUAGAUUUUGCCUUAAAUUAUUUAUGAAGCCGAAGAAAAUACAGGUUGCAAUUCUGCUGGUAAAGCUGACUAAAACGUUUGUGCCUGACGCUAAUAAAUUAAAUUAUCAGCAAAAAAGCACCAGUUUUAGGAUGUCUACCCUGCUGAAAUACUCAGAGAUUGAUUAUUGAAAUCAGACUUGAAAGAACAUAUCCUUUUCAGUCAAAGGAAAAGAGCAGAUGAUGAUAAAUGAUAAAGGUUGUGGGGUCUUUUGUUUAAUUUUCCAUUUUUUAAUCCAGAAGUUCCAUGUUUUAUUUUACUGACUAAAUGCAAGCAGCCAAAUUUCUCGAAAGCCAAAUUUCCAACUGUGGAUUAAGUCUGUUACUGUUACUUUUGAUCAUUGGCUUGUCAUUUUUUCCUUUCUGUUGAAGAAUGCCAAUAGAAGGGUCUCAACCGGCUGACUCCAUUACGAAACUGAACAGAAUGGACAUAUGUGUGUUAUAGUGACCCCUGCUGGUAAAGCAGGAUUUUUUAAAGAAUAAAUGUACUGUAACCUUUUUCAUAACCUUCAGACUUGUGUAUUUAAAUAGUAAGUGUUUUGCCAGUCAACUUGAUGUAGUAAGGGCUAUGCUUCAGCACAACUGUGUCUGGUAAACAAGUGGCCUGUUAAUCAUAAUUACACCCACGUGAAGGUUUGUCGGCCAUCUGCAAAAUUUGGGCUUGUAUCUUAUUUGUAGUUUUUUAGUUGUUUAGCUAGCUGCGAGUAAUGAGGGUCAUAGUAUGUUAUUAGUCUGUACUGCUGAUGGUAAGGCAAACACACAUACUGUACAAACAUCCUGAUGCUGUGUUUAGUAAGAGAAACAAAGUGUUUACAUGUUAUUAUAUUUAUAGGCUUAUAUUUAUAAGAUAUGUCCGAUUUUCAGCUGAUCAGUAGGGUAGAUUGCACAUGUUUUUAUACACUGGUGUUUAACUCUGAGACCUCUAACUCAUGAGAGUGGUGUCUUUGCAACUGGUUGUGUUUGAUGGCAAUUGUAUAAUGUUUUAUUGUUGGAUCAACGCAUAACAUAACGCUCCAAGAGUGAUUGUGUAUCAGAAAACCCUUUAGAGCCAUUUAGUUUCUUUAUGUACGGCCUUGAGAUCAUUGGAUCCAUAUAUCCAUCAUAACAUAUUUGAAUGUUAACUGUUUUGGAUGUGCUGGUUCAUUGCUGCAUGUGUGUUUGUGUGUAUUUAUGUGUAUACAAACUUUGGUGGUGAUUGUCAUUGUGAAUCCGGUUCUAGGAAUGAAUUAAUAUCUGUGUCGGUUGAAUGUUUUCGGAUCUUUCAGAUAAAUCUGUUUGAUAAGUUUGUACUAAUUGAAACUCCUAAAUUUAUUUGCUGAAUAUUGUACUUUACCAACAAGAAAAGAGUCAAGUGGUUACCUUAAUCAUGUCUUGACCAAAAUCACAGGCUUUUAUUUCAUUUUUGUCACUUAUUUAUAUACUUUUCUGUUUUUUUCUCUUACCAAAAUUUCUGUGAACUGUAGAAGUGCCGUUACCAAAAUGUGCCUGUUAAUGACUCAGACAGUCAUCCUUUCAUGAAUGAAUACACACAUUUCUGUCAUGUCUGUGUUGGCUUUUGAUUUAAUUCUCAUAAAUAAAAUGAACUUUGAUGUUUUUG
Triplophysa rosa is the source of this 4375-nucleotide messenger RNA. It is a transcript of the gene b3gnt2b, whose product is annotated as UDP-GlcNAc:betaGal beta-1,3-N-acetylglucosaminyltransferase 2b. The record is from RefSeq and is a predicted model, not a curated record. Gene Ontology annotation, molecular function: hexosyltransferase activity. NCBI's taxonomy places the organism in Eukaryota, Metazoa, Chordata, Actinopteri, Cypriniformes, Nemacheilidae. The coding region runs from base 411 to 1604 and encodes 397 amino acids. Gene Ontology annotation, cellular component: membrane. The transcript is spliced from 3 exons.